This is a messenger RNA of Rhodamnia argentea, 1227 nucleotides long. Its product is annotated as probable xyloglucan endotransglucosylase/hydrolase protein 6. Gene Ontology annotation, molecular function: xyloglucan:xyloglucosyl transferase activity; hydrolase activity, hydrolyzing O-glycosyl compounds. NCBI's taxonomy places the organism in Eukaryota, Viridiplantae, Streptophyta, Magnoliopsida, Myrtales, Myrtaceae. The coding region runs from base 74 to 952 and encodes 292 amino acids. The record is from RefSeq and is a predicted model, not a curated record. Gene Ontology annotation, cellular component: apoplast; cell wall. Gene Ontology annotation, biological process: xyloglucan metabolic process; cell wall biogenesis. The transcript has 4 exons.
CUCUCUUUUAAGUCACACUCGAUCAACUUGAGUUAUUCCCUCUCCUGUCUUUAUCUUCUUUUUCGCUUCAGUCAUGCAUCCUCGGCGACCUCUCGAUCUCGUCACGCUAGCUGCCUUCUGUGUUCUCUCGUGCUCUCCUCUGGUUUCGGUUUUGGGUCGACCGGCGACUUUUCUUCAGGACUUCCACGUUACGUGGGCUGAUUCCCAUAUCAGGCAAAUCAAUGGUGGGGCGACCAUUCAACUCAUUCUCGACCAAAAUUCAGGAUGUGGAUUUGCUUCGAAACGCCAGUACAUGUUUGGACGUGUGAGCAUGAAGAUCAAGCUCGUCCCCGGAGACUCUGCUGGAACCGUCACCGCCUUUUACAUGAACUCAAACACGGACAACGUACGGGACGAGCUGGACUUCGAGUUCUUGGGGAAUCGAAGCGGUCAACCCUACACGGUCCAGACCAACGUGUACGCUCACGGGAAGGGCGACCGAGAGCAGAGGGUGAACCUCUGGUUCGACCCGGCCGCGGACUUCCACACUUACUCCAUCCUCUGGAACCACCACCAUGUCGUAUUCUAUGUAGAUGAAAUGCCCAUAAGAGUGUACAAGAACAAUGAGGCCAAGGGAGUGCCAUACCCAACAUACCAGCCCAUGGGAAUCUACUCCACACUGUGGGAAGCAGAUGACUGGGCAACAAGAGGGGGCCUCGAGAAGAUCGACUGGUCCAAGGCCCCGUUCUACGCGUACUACAAGGACUUCGACAUUGAGGGCUGCUCAGUUCCGGAGCCAGCGAGCUGCGCCUCGGACCCUAAGAACUGGUGGGAGGGCGCUUCAUACCAACAGUUGAGCGCGGUCGAGACACAGCGAUACAGAUGGGUCAGAAUGAACCACAUGAUUUAUGAUUAUUGUGCCGAUAGAUCGAGGUACCCAAUGAUCCCACCCGAGUGCGAAGCAGGAAUAUAAAGAGAAUUUGCUGCUCCAAACAAGGACGAAAGAGGGAUUUCUAAGCCAAAAUAUACAAGAAAUUAUGUCGCCUUGACUUAUACUUGGUCCUACGCAUCACAAAUUGGGAAAUGCUAUACGAUGCAUAUAUAAAGUGGGGCUGUGCUUUUAUGUUUAUGAGCCAGCAAAGUUGGCAAAAGUCAAUUUCUGCUCCUCGUAAUUUGUUGUGUGUUAAUUCGUGUAAUUUUCUUUCAGGAAUAAAGUGUCAAUAUAAACUGUCUAUGAGAUUAUCCCAA